This is a messenger RNA of Zygotorulaspora mrakii, 7533 nucleotides long. It is a transcript of the gene TAO3, whose product is annotated as Tao3p. Lineage: Eukaryota; Fungi; Ascomycota; Saccharomycetes; Saccharomycetales; Saccharomycetaceae. The record is from RefSeq and is a predicted model, not a curated record. Bases 1 to 7533 code for a protein of 2510 amino acids. The transcript has a single exon. Gene Ontology annotation, biological process: cell morphogenesis. Gene Ontology annotation, cellular component: cell cortex; site of polarized growth.
AUGGACAGCAAACCCGAAUCCAGCUCUCCAGGAGUUGGCACAACUUCAUUUAAGUUUCCCAGCUCUCUUCAAACAGACGGCGCGGCGAUUUUGCUAGAAGCACAACCAGAUAUCCAAACAGUCGAUCCCCAACAUAUUUUACAGCAAGUGGGUUUCAAGCCCAAUUUGAAAAAGCAAGUUGACGAGAUAGCACCAAUUAUCGAUAUUCCACCCCCAUUAGAGAACAACGAGGAUAUAACCAGACUUUCACUGAUCAGGAGCCCCGAGCAUGCUUUAGAUCACCACUUAUCAGAAGACGAUAUUAUUCCAAAAGUUUCCGCUUCGCCGAACCAUGUCGCAGUCGUUGUUAAUUCAGAAGGUGCUAAUCACUCUGUAACUGAGGAAUACGUUAACAGCCUGAGGCAGAGAUUGGCAACUGAUUGGAAAAGUCCUUCGGAGUAUGCGUUGCACAUUUUGUUUACAAAAUUUGUUCGCCAUGCCGAAAGUAAGCUUAACGCUUGCCUACAGUAUCCAAUUGUGUCCGAACCACCGAUUGUCGACAUAUUAGGUGAUGGAGUGGAUGUUAUGUUUGACAAAAUAAUCGAGUCUCUAGGCCAUAUAGCAAGAAAGAAGCCCAAGCCAGUUAUUGACGCAAUGAUGUUUUGGAGGAAAACAAAGUCUGAAAUAGCGAGCCUGGCCGCAGAAUCUGUAGACAAACUGAUCAACGGCUAUGAAAAUGAGCAAGCAAAAGGUAUUCCUGCCAAAUCUCAACCCUUAUCGUACAAUAAUAUCUCCAGAACUCAUAGUAAGACGUUGAGCAAUGGCAGCAAAAUUUCUCACAAGAGAAAUAGCUCAUCAAAAUCGUCUGUGGGGAGUAAGAACGUAUUAGAGAGUAGCAGAAUAAGGGACUUGGAACUGCAAAUUGAAUCUGCCAAGCAGGCUGCUUUUCAAGCAGACCGAAAGUCCCUUAUAAGCAUUUUCCUCCUAUGUCGGGUUUUAAUCGAGAUUGUUAAACAAGCACCAGAUGAUAGUGAUAUAGACUUAAGUGAUAAGCUUGAGGAAAUAGUAUUUACACAACUUAAGACAACCGAUCCAAUGUCAAUCUCAUCUAGCAUAAUUAAGUCCUCAAACUGGAAUUCUUUCGCAGAGCUGUUGGGUUGGAUGUCCGAAAAAAAAUUUCUAUCUGUCAGUGACAGAUUCAUAUCAGAUUUAGAGAAGUUGCCGAGAUUGAUCCCUACUUCCCUAGAACCUGGUGUACAUCUACUUAUACUAGGUAUGAGAUAUUUGCGAUUGAAAAACUAUCCUUUGGACAAAUUCGAAGAAAGUGCCGAUUUCAUGAAAAGUAUAUCGAAGUUUUUCUUGCAUGCUGAAAACCCAUCGGUGAAGUUAGCUUACGCAGAGGUUAUCAGCCAGCUUCUUUUGCCUUUGGCAGGUUCUUUGACAGCAGAAGUUAAUCAUCCAACCUGGGUAGAGGCUAUGACAACGCUGCUAGAUGCGGCAAUCAAUUUGCAAUCCGAGUCAAAAUACUGGGCAAGCGGAUUCAGGUUAACUGUGUCGGUACUCUGUACCUCACCUGCAGACUUAUUUUCACAGCAUUGGAUUCCUUUAGUUGAAAAAAGCUCAAAAAAAAUAAGAAAUAAGGAUCUAUCAGCCCGAGUACUCUUUGUAGUCGGUUUAUCGAGACUUGUGUGGGUGUAUUUGUAUAGAUGUCCUGAGACUCUUAAUAACACUACUAGGACACUUACAAAAAUCAUGGCUUUGUAUCUCAAUUCAAAAAGAAAAGAAUCAUGGAUCACAGCCGAUUUAGAGCUCAUAAAUCCACUCUCAGAUGUAUUAGUCACAGUAGGGUACGCUUAUCCAAGCUUUUUAAUGGAAAAUACGUUAAGUCCUCUUAUCCGAAGAUCCUUUAAUGGAACAACCCUAGAUGGUAUUAGUUACGAAAAGCUUAUUUUAGCCAUAAGUACUUAUCGAGGUUUACUUAUGACAAACAAAAAACCAGAAUUCCCAGAAAGCGACAGUAGAUAUUACGAACUAGGUUUGAAUGAUGUUUCUGUCCGGCACAGUGAAUCACUAAGCGCCAUUCGUGAGGAGAUAUGUGGAAGUUUUUAUCAGCUGUUCCUUCUGUUGGACUCAAAUAUUGGCUCUGAGGUUUGGUCGCCAGAAAACCGUCAUAACAAGCAGCCGACCACCCCAUUCGAAAAGAUUGCCUUUAGUUUCUCUAAUGAAAGCAACAUUAAUGUGAACAGAAAUCUCAAUAUCGCGCUCUUUGCAACUUUGAUAGAAACUAUUCCCAGUUGUUUAUGUGUCUCUUCACAAAUUCCCUUCAAGUCAACUAUAGAGAUUAUUUCAAGGAACGCAGUUCAUGCAGACUUGCUUAUUGCAGCAAGUUGCCAAAAUGCUCUCAAAGCUCUGGCCUCCAAGAAAAAUCCUUACACUUUAAUCACCUGGUUUGCCAAGUAUUCUUUUGAUUUUGACGAGAAAACGCAGUCAAGCUACAAUAUGUCAUAUUUAUCCUCUAUUGAAUAUAGAAGAUUACUAGUUCUCUAUGUUGAACUGCUAGAAUGUUGGCUUGAAGAGUUUCAAUCAAGCAAGUUGGAAGAAAAGAAGCGAGAGACUGGACUAGAUGGUAUUCAACUUAUAUCUGUUGAGAAAGACUUAGACGAGUCCAGUGAGACGAAGAUGCUAGAGUGGAAGAACACAGUAACUGUUAUAGAGGAAGUUGAAGGAAAUGGCUUAUUCUUCUUGUGUUCCCAAGAUCCUGCAACGCGGAAAUUGGGGAUUCAAAUACUUCGAAUAAUUUCCAAAUUCGAUGAAGCAAUGAUGGAAAAAACGAUUAAAGGGACGCAAGGACAUUCGCGCUCUUCAUCACAUUUUGCUGCUGAUAGAGGUACUCGACUAGUUGACUUGCUGAAUGAGUGUGACUAUCAGACGUUACUUGACCACAAGUCAAUGGCAGCGCUUAGUGAUGCUGAAAGAGAUAGAAUUGCCAAAUUCAACUUAAAAUACAAAAAAGGUGUGUUGAUCAAGUUGGCAGAAUCCGAGUAUGGCGUUGACGCUGCUCUUUGGCAAAGAGUCUUUCCGAAAAUUCUAUCUAUAAUAUUUGAAUCUUGUCCUGUAACGAUGGCUCUUUGUAGAUCAAUCGUAUGCAUCAGACUCGUACAAGUACAUGAAAUAAUUUUGCAAAUCGCUAAUAAUGUGGACUAUCGAAUGAAGGAUGUAUCUCCAGAAACAAUUGUCGGACAAUGGAAGCUUUUCUUAAUAGUGGCUUGCACUUCCUUGACAUCCACAGGCAAUCAGAAACUUCAUAUUCCAACAAGCAAUAUUCAACAUGGUAGAAAAAAGAGCCAACAAAUAUUUACUGUGCAACAUCAGAAAAUAAAAUCAGCAACAUCGAUAUUCAAAAUGGUAUUGCCUCUUUUAAAUGCAAAAUCGAGUAUAAUCAAAGAUGCCAUCAUCGUUGGCCUAAGCUCCAUGAACGUUAAUAUUUAUCGAGCUUACCUCGAGAAUAUCGAGAAAUUUUUAACAAGCUGGAAGAUCGAAAGCUCCAACAACCAGAUUAGGCUAGAGAUGUUUCACAUUCUUGCUAUCCUGGCAUGGCUUCUGCGCGAACCCAUUAUCUCGGAUGACAUCUGGACACUGAGUAAGCUGUCCGAAUUCAUAAGGCAUGCAAAGACCUUUUUGGAAGAAGAUGUUGUACAGUGUUCAUUCGAGUAUCAACCUUUGAGGAGCCAUUUCGCGGGCCUUCUAAAAGUUUUCUACGCAGUAAUAAGAGAAAGACCUAACUUGGAUUAUUUAUUUCCUUUUCAAGCCCGAGCUUCCUGUUUCAAUUAUUUGAAAGAGUGGUGUGGAUAUGGUGAAUAUGCAUACAUUGCUGAGGAAAGAUAUGCAUCCAUGAUUCGAAAAACUCCAAACCAGAGAGAUCGAACAGCAGUAGCGGCUGGUGUUGAAUUCCAAAAGGGUAGACUUCAAACGAUAGCUCUUGAAACCAUGGUUGUCUUAUGUUCAGAUUCUUUCACCAAAACACUGGAUAAUGUACCGGACUUACCAGUUAUCAUCUCAUUUGACACUGCUGGACUUUUGUCCUGGAUUGAAGCAUUAUUUUUGUCAGAGGACGAGAGCAUUCGGAAGUUAGGAGUGCUUGCAUUGACAAACGCAUUGAGCAACAACAGAGAAAAUGCCCAGUUUUUCAGGGACGUUACUGUACAAUGCAUUUCGCAUCACAGCAAUCCGGGCAUUUCCAAUUUGUAUUACACAACCCUAUGCAAGAGCUUAUUAGAAAUGAAAGAUUUCAUUCUAGAAGAGGAGGAGCUUGUGUCUCUUGGUCUUUGCGGCAUAAUAGCCUUUCAGGAAGAGACAAGAUCGUAUGCUGCAGAUUUAUUAUCUGCGGUGGAAACAAAGCUGCGUAGCACAUCCUAUACCAAGGUUUUUAAGGAGAGACUGGGAAGCUCUUCAAGGACUGUCUAUAUUGCCACCGCGAAGGAAAUAACAAGUAUUUUUGCAGAUCUUUUAUCUCAGGAUUUGAGUUUGAAAAUAUUCUCAAAUAUUGUAAGAGUACUGAUUUUGUUCCCGCCUGAUCUCAAAAAAUAUUACCUAAUUCUGUUGGUACCAUGGGUGAAUAAGUUCUCCCUAAAAACAGUAGAUGAUAUAGACACUUUCAUGGUUUUGAACAAUCUUUUUUACAUCACAAUUGAACUGAAUCAUAAACUACCUAUGGAAGUCGAGCAGCUUUGGGUAUCGUUGGGAAAAGGUAAUUCCUUUCAAAAUAUUUAUGUCUCCCUUGAAUAUAUCAUGGCCAUGUCGAUAAAUCACCGCAAUCCGCGGUUUGUUCAAAUUGCGAGGGAUGUUGUUCUGUAUCUAGCGAAUGUCCCUGGUAGUAUCGGUCUCGUAGAUGCUCUUACAAAAAAUCUAGAUCCAAAAUCAAUUAUACCGAUUGCGAAAACAGCUAUUAAUGAGCCAAAAGAAAGCGAUAAGUACUCCUUUAUUGCCAAUAUAUGGGAACAGCUAAAUUACAAAGGGAAAACAGUGACUUUCUCAAGAACCCAUUUGUCGAUCAUUUUUCUUGUUAAUCUAUCAACAAAUCCAUCUGAGUUUUUGAGAGAUCAUAUACCCUCUUUGGUGCAUAUAACGAUCUGUCUAUUGGAUCAUUAUAUGCCACUAAUUAGAGGAAGUGCAUGUAAAAUAUUGUGCGAUAUCAUAUGUGGCAUGCAUGCCACGCAUGAAAAAUCUGAAGUUACCGUUGCGCUUUUAAAAGACAAGCACAGGCUUUGGUCUUACGAUACUUUAGUGAAAGAUAAAAAUGGCGCGCGUUCCCCUAAGGAAAUGGAUGCUUUAAUUCGCAAUAUUGUCACAAUCUUUUCUGAGCAAGAGGGUUUUCAUAUCAACUGGCAGAGAACAUCUUUAAAGUGGGCUACUACCUGCUCCGUGAGACAUGUUGCUUGUCGCUCAUUCCAAGUUUUCAGAUCUCUUCUUACAUUUUUAGACCAAGAAAUGCUAAGGGAUAUGUUGCAUCGACUUUCAAACACUGUAUCUGACACAAAUCAUGAUAUUCAUGGAUUUGCAAUGCAAAUACUGAUGACAUUGAAUGCAAUUACGGCAGAACUCAAUGCUGCGGAUUUGAUAAAUUUCCCUCAGCUCUUUUGGUCCAUAACGGCAUGCUUAAGUAGCGUUCAUGAGCAAGAAUUCAUCGAAGUUCUUUCUUGUUUCACAAAAUUCAUCUCCAAAAUUGAUUUAGACUCUCCUGAUACAGUGCAAUGCCUGGUAGCGACCUUCCCAUCAAAUUGGGAGGGCAGGUUUGACGGCCUGCAACAGAUUGUCAUGACAGGGUUGAGAUCCUCAAAUUCCGUUGAUAUAACGUGGAAAUUUUUGGACAAACUAAAUUUGCUGCGAGAUAGCCGAAUAAUUGCAAAUUCAGAUUCACGUCUGCUGUUUGCUCUAAUAACAAAUUUGCCAAGAUUUUUGCAUGCCAUGGCUCAAAAGGACUUCGCGAGCAUACAAACUGCAGUGGACUCUCUCAUUAGCUUGUCGGAUGCUUAUAAUCAACCAUCUUUAUCCAGGCUGAUUGACUCGUUAUCAAAAAACAAAUUCCGAUCGAAGAGGGAUUUCAUGAGUCAAGUUGUGAGUUUCAUUUCAAGAAAUUAUUUCCCUACCCACUCGGCACAGACGCUUGUGUUUCUUUUGGGACUGCUCUUGAAUAAAUUAGGCUGGAUUAAAGAAGAAACGAUGGCGAUACUUAAGUAUAUUCUUCCUUUAGUUGAUUUGAAAAGUCCAGAAUUCACAGGUGUCGGAGCGGAUAUAAUUUCUCCUCUAUUAAGAUUGCUUUUGACAGAUUAUGAAGCGAAGGCGCUUGAAGUUCUCGAUUUUGUACCGACAGUAUCUGGUAGUAAGCUGGACAAGGAUAUUUUGAGGAUAUGCAUGGGUAAUAAGGAUGUGAAAAAUAGUACUGGUAAUAGUACAACACUUUUUGGAAUACCAGACGAAAGCGGAUGGUCUAUACCUAUGUCGGCCAUGAUAGCUGCCACUACACGGCAUAAUGUACAUGCCGUCUUCAUGACAUGUGUGGUGAACACGGCGGGAGACGAAUAUACCGAAGACCCGCCAGUAAUGGAAGAUAUUGUCGAAUUUCACGCCGAUACUGACUAUGGACUUGAAAGAACAGAAACAAACGACUCGCUUUCACUAGCAGAGGAAAAAGAUGCCUCCUUGAGUCAUAUGUGGGCAGAACUAGAUAAUCUGGAUAGUUUUUUCACGAAGAGCACGGCAGGAGCGUCAAAUGUUCCUGCUGCAGGAUUGGGUAUUCUUCGUGAUCGCACAAACUCCGUGGAGACGACACGAACUGAACAAACGUUUACGCUGGAUUCGGCCCCCCAACUAUACGAUAAGAAAGUGUCGGAACUAUUAAAUGGGACUCUGACAAAAUUUCCAUCUAAUGUGUCUUUCAAAACAUAUUUGGCCGACUCAUUUGCAGUUGAUCCCAGUAAUGAUGACCUAAGUAAAGAAGUUGGUCCGAAAGUUGCCUAUCAUAGUCCGCUAUUGUAUAACAAAGAAACCACUCCUCGCUCGAGAAACUCAAAUAUUUUGAAAUCUCCGGGGAGUGCAGUUUUAGGUGCUGUCUCAUCAAAUCGUCUUAAAUCUACAGAAUCACCGCAGGACAGCCUAUUUAGAUUCGAAGGAUUCCUCAGAAGUUCACAAAGAGGUGGUAGUAGAAGGAAAUGGCAAUACCAGCAACAGCAUCAGCAAUUGUUGUCUCAGACAAUUCAUGAACAGACUGCUCCUGCACAAUACGAUGUUGAAAGUUCGUCUUCUCCGGUACGUGCUUCUUCUGCGUCUCCGGUGCUGGCAUUAGGAACGCAAAACAACUUCAUCCUCAACAACGAGGCGAAUAAGCCGUUCAAAUCGGUGGCUAAACAAGCUUCGGUUAAACAAGCGGGCAACAAACAAAAUAACAAGCAGAUUAACGGCAAACAAGGUCGAUAUCAAAAGCAUUAUCAUUUGCCACAUUUUUCAGGCAAUAAGACACAAACAUGGACAACUAAUGUCCACAAUGAAAAUGAAUGA